AUGAUCGAGUUCUCAAACUUUACAGGACGCUUGAUGCUUGUGGACAUGGCUGGCUCUGAAAAUAUUGAGCAAGCUGGCCAAAUUGGAUUUGAGGCAAAAAUGCAGACUGCAAAGAUCAACCAAGGAAACAUAGCUCUCACAAGAGUGGUUGAAUCCAUUGCCAAUGGUGAUUCUCAUGUGCCUUUCGGAGACAGCAAACUGACCACGCUUCUACAGGAUUCUUUCGAAGAUGAUAAAACAAAAAUUUUAAUGGUACUGUGUGCAAGCCCAGACCCCAAGGAAAUACACAAGACAAUCUCCACCCUUGAAUAUGGUGCAAAAGCAAAAUGUAUUGUCCGUGGCCCUCAUACGCCAAUCAAGGAUAAAAUUGGCACUGAAGAUUCAUCUGCUGUUAUUUUAGGAUCAAGGAUUGCUGCCAUGGAUGAAUUCAUCCUUAAACUGCAAAGGGAAAAUAAGCUCAAAGAGAAAGAGCGAAAUGAAGCACACAGGGAGUUACAAAAGAAAGAAGAAGAGGUUGCUGCACUGAGAGCUAAACUUGAGCUUAUGGAAGGGACGGGAUCUGGGAAAAAGGAGGAAGAAAUCAACUUGAAGGUGACUGAGACUCUGAAACGUGAGUUGGAAAAGAAGUUCGAGGAAUGCCAGCGUAUGGAAAAUGAGUUUGUUGAAUUGGAGAGGAGGAGAAUGGAAGAAAAGAUAUUUCAGCAGCAGCAGGAAGUUGAAACACUGAGGUGGCGGUUAGAGGAAAUUGAGCUUGAGCUAUGCCGCUCAGGUGAUGGAAAUGGUAAGGAGAGUGGGACAAAGGACCAUGAUGGAACCCAGUUUGCCAAAAGGUUGUUAGGGAUCUAUGCCAGUGAUGAUGCAGGAGGAAUGGUAAAGUCAAUGGAUUUGGACAUGGAUGAUCAAGAACCUUUUGCUGUGAGGUGA
Molecule: messenger RNA, 924 nt
Organism: Prunus armeniaca (apricot)
Lineage: Eukaryota; Viridiplantae; Streptophyta; Magnoliopsida; Rosales; Rosaceae
Source: the annotation of a GenBank genome assembly